Vidua chalybeata is the source of this 2311-nucleotide messenger RNA. It is a transcript of the gene PDE7A, whose product is annotated as phosphodiesterase 7A. The transcript has 14 exons. NCBI's taxonomy places the organism in Eukaryota, Metazoa, Chordata, Aves, Passeriformes, Viduidae. Bases 194 to 1552 code for a protein of 452 amino acids. The record is from RefSeq and is a predicted model, not a curated record. Gene Ontology annotation, molecular function: 3',5'-cyclic-AMP phosphodiesterase activity.
GGAGAGCAUUCCUGGGAACUGUCAACAUACAGGAGAUAAAAUAGGCCAUACUGCUGAUACGUUGCUGGAUUAUGAUAGAGGAGAAGAAGCUGCAGCAGUAAAUGUAUUGGCUUCUAUUUCAUGCAUGCUGGCAUUUGAGAAGAGAAUGGAUCAGUAGCAGAUGAUGGCUCCGCAGUUAAAGUAAAACUUGAGGAUGGAAAAGAGACGUGGAGCAAUUUCCUAUGACAGCUCUGAUCAGACUGCGUUGUACAUUCGUAUGCUAGGCUCUUGUGUAAUAUUCAAACAGCUGAGCACAAGAGAUGUGCGAGUAAGAAGUCGGGCAGGAUUUGAAACAGAGAGAAGAGGUUCUCAUCCAUACAUUGAUUUCCGUAUUUUUCACUCAAAUUCUGAAAUCGAGGUCUCUGUGUCUGCAAGAAAUGUGAGAAGGUUGCUUAGUUUCCAGCGAUACCUGAGAUCUUCCCGUUUUUUCCGUGGUAUCACUGUUCCAAAUUCUUCAAACAUUUUAGAUGAUGAUUAUAAUGGACAAGCAAAGUGUAUGCUGGAGAAGGUUGGAAAUUGGAAUUUUGAUAUUUUUCUUUUUGAUAGACUGACAAAUGGAAACAGUCUAGUCAGCUUAACGUUUCAUCUGUUUAAUCUACAUGGACUAAUUGAACACUUCCAAUUAGAUACGAUGAAACUUCGUAGAUUUUUGGUUAUGGUUCAAGAAGAUUAUCACAGUCAAAAUCCUUAUCAUAAUGCAGUUCAUGCUGCUGAUGUGACUCAGGCCAUGCACUGUUACUUAAAAGAGCCCAAGCUUUCCAAGUCUUUGACUCCAUGGGAUGUCCUGCUUAGUUUAAUAGCAGCUGCCACACACGAUUUGGAUCACCCAGGCGUUAACCAACCUUUCCUAAUUAAAACAAAUCAUUAUUUAGCGACUUUAUAUAAGAAUACCUCAGUAUUAGAAAACCAUCACUGGAGAUCGGCAGUGGGGUUGCUGAGAGAAUCUGGUUUAUUUGCACAUAUGUCAUUAGAAAACAGGCAGCUGAUGGAGAGCCAGAUAGGUGAUCUCAUUCUUGCCACAGACAUCAGUCAACAAAACGAGUACCUGUCCAUGUUCCGAUCCCAUUUGGAUAGAGGAGAUCUAUGUUUGGAGAACGCAAACCAUCGUCACUUCAUCUUACAGAUGGCUUUGAAGUGUGCAGAUAUUUGUAACCCCUGUCGGACAUGGGAGCUGAGCAAGCAGUGGAGUGAAAAAGUAACGGAGGAGUUCUUCCAUCAAGGUGAUAUUGAAAAGAAAUAUCACUUGGGUGUGAGUCCACUUUGUGACCGACAGACAGAAACUAUUGCCAACAUCCAGAUUGGUUUUAUGACUUACUUAGUGGAACCACUGUUUGGGGAAUGGGCCCGGUUUUCCAACACAAGGCUGUCACAGACAAUGCUUGGCCACCUGGGACUGAACAAGGCAAGCUGGAAGGGCGUGCAGAGGGAACAGUUGGGCAGCGGUGACGAUGUUGACGCCACUUUUGAGGAAAUGGACUCAGACAUUUUACCUCAGGAACCUCGAUUGUCCUGACCUCAAUCUCCAUGACAAAGCUGCCUCUUCCCUCGGUAUCUGCACGGCUGGAUUAAAGGAGACACAUGCCAGCCCAAGGUUUUGGUAGAAUGGUAAAAUGAUGCCAGCAUUAUUUAUUUCCAAGUUUUCCUUUGACACAGACCAUUUGACCCAGAAUUUUUUUAAGCCGCCAGAUCUGAACAUAGAGCAAUAUGCACCCGCCUCAGUUGGUUGUUGUUUGGAACCUCGAAUAUGCAAAGCACAGCAGUGACUGAGCCUUGGAGCAACAGGAUGAAAGCUUCAUCGUGCCCCAUGGCUUGGGUUUUCUCAUGAUAUUUGGAAUACGGUCUUCAAAUCUAAGACUUGACAUGGAUUGUUCCACUCCCUUGGAAUUUAGCAAGACUUGCAUAAAUGUGUUCAAAGCAUACCUUCCACUCAGUCCCUGUUUUAAUACGGAAAUGUGAAGUGCCCAUCCUCUGCUGCCUCUGGCAAGACUUGAUGUUUACAAAUGUACUCUGAAACUGUCGGUUCUAGACUUAACCUUUGCGCAUGGCUGUGAAGGAACCACUAACUUGGGUUUUUUGCUUUUUUAAAAGAAAAAGAUCAAAUUUGAGACUGCAGCUCUUCUUUCUUUGGAUGCCAGAAAAGCCUCCCAUUUGCCAUAAUUUUGUUUGUGCACUGGGAACUGAGCAUUCAUCAUAGAGCACAGCCAAGCUUUACUCCAGUGCUAUAUGAGAAUGCAAUUUUUUAAUGGCAAAAACACACUUCUGAAUCUGGGAA